Messenger RNA from Fonsecaea pedrosoi CBS 271.37, 282 nucleotides. RefSeq lists its product as uncharacterized. Gene Ontology annotation, biological process: spliceosomal snRNP assembly; mRNA splicing, via spliceosome. NCBI's taxonomy places the organism in Eukaryota, Fungi, Ascomycota, Eurotiomycetes, Chaetothyriales, Herpotrichiellaceae. Gene Ontology annotation, molecular function: RNA binding. Bases 1 to 282 code for a protein of 93 amino acids. Gene Ontology annotation, cellular component: U1 snRNP; catalytic step 2 spliceosome. The transcript is spliced from 4 exons. The record is from RefSeq and is a predicted model, not a curated record.
AUGAAUUUCACUCCCAUAAACCCGCGGCCUCUGCUUCAGAGCUUGAUCAACGACGAGGUUAUCAUCCGUUUAAAAUGGGGUCAAACAGAAUACAAAGGUCGCCUAAUCAGUGUCGACUCGUACAUGAAUAUUCAGCUCUCAAACACAGAAGAAUAUAUUGACAGGAAACAUACGGGGACUUUGGGCCAGGUGCUCAUAAGGUGCAACAACGUUCUGUGGAUAUCUGCCGCCAAGGGAGUCGAAAUGAACGGCGAAGGACCCGACACCAAAAUGGAGGAUUAG